AUGGCGCUCUCCGAACGUGAAAACCCCCCAAGUGAUACAGAAACAGAGCCCCAAGGCCAAACAGAAGAACUCCCCGAGUUCUCACCUUCACACAUCACCAUUGACACGUUCAAUGACCUCCUUGCACGCUACCCUACCACCGUCGAGACGGUGAUACGACGCAAGGAGACCGCAAGGGCCAUCAAAGCCGCCACAGCCCGAGAGAAGAAGACGAGAGGAAAGGAAAAGAAACACGCGGCAGAUUCUGCUGCCUCGCAGCCUACAUUGACACCCGACGAGAAAAAGUAUAUCGACAACCAAGUCCGGGCGUACCUGGCUCUGGACGGGUUGCGGUACGCGACUCUACCAGCGCGGGUGCGGGAGAGAGCUGCCGCUGCUGCUACCGCUACAGAAGGGAAAGAAUCCAAGACAAAUGUCUUCGGAUACCUAGAGAAAGAUGAGUUGGUGCAGUUGAUCGAGUGGAAGCUAAAACACGGCGUCUACCGUCCUACGCUCCUAAGCCUGGUCCGCUCGAACCAGGCUGCCCUCGUCCGCCGGACGACGGCCUCUGCGUUCGCUACUGUUCCGGCGUCAGAUCCAAUGGCCGAUCUGGCGUCCGCAGAGGCAGACGCAGAGGGAGAGUCGGAGUCGGACAGCGCAUUCCCCAAACACAGCCUAGAGACAUUGACUGCUCCGCUCCGAGGCGUGGGUCCCGCAACGGCUUCGCUGAUUCUGUCCGUUGCGACGGAGGCAGCGCCGUUCUAUAGCGAUGAUGUCUUUCUUUGGCUUUGCUUGGGUGUGUUUCCCUCUGCUGAUGCCGCCGCCGAGGAUGGCGGGGAGAAGAAGGGCGGGGUGUCGAAGCGGAUACGUCCGAACGGCGAACUCAACGUCAAGUAUAACAUCCGGGAGUACCAGCAGCUCUGGGAGGCUGUGCGGCGGCUGCGGGCUAGACUGGCUGCGCAGUCUUCUAAUGCGGUUUCCUGUGCGGAUGUUGAGAAGGUGGCGUUUGUGCUGAGGCAUUAUGAUGUCUCGGGCUAUUCUGUUGAGGAUGGUCCUGCUGCUGCUCAGGGAGAUGAGGAGACGAAACGGAAGCCUGACCAGGAUGUUCAAGCAGAGGAGAGAAGCUCGAAAAGAAGACGAUGA
Aspergillus fischeri NRRL 181 is the source of this 1122-nucleotide messenger RNA. RefSeq lists its product as uncharacterized. The record is from RefSeq and is a predicted model, not a curated record. The transcript has 2 exons. The coding region runs from base 1 to 1122 and encodes 373 amino acids. Lineage: Eukaryota; Fungi; Ascomycota; Eurotiomycetes; Eurotiales; Aspergillaceae.